AUGAACUGGCUCAAGUCUACGUAUGCUUUCUCCUUUCACUGCACCUUUAUCCCUUCUUAUAAUUUCCUUCAAUUAACCGCAUGUAGUCUCGCAAGCGUUGCUGGAACGCAGGAACCCAUCUAUGGCCCCGAAGCCAUCCGGUCCGUUGCACAGCAAGCACAGGAGUCGCCCUACACUGUCCUGACCAAAGACGACCUGCGGUGGCGCGCCCACCAGUAUACCAAUGUCGAAACCAAGACAUUCUAUAUCAUGGCCGACAAUGGCGCGCUCGUGAUGGUACAAAUUAUCUACAGCAACAUUGUUGGAAUCCAUACCACCGCACAGGUCACGUCUAAGAUCUUCAACCUCACCGGAGAUGGACCGCACAAGUGGAACUCUGAUCCCCUGUCCAACUUCAUGUUCGACGAGAGCAUGCUUUCGUUCGGAGCCGACAACCUUUCUCUGACCCUUAAUGAGGAGGGUGAUACCUACACCUUCAAGUCCGCCGUGAACGAAGACAACCUAGUGAACCUGUCCUUCAAACGCACAUCUCCGGGAUUCGUCGUCGGUAAGGAUGGUACCAGCUAUUUCGGUACUGACCCUCAGAACCCGUGGGGGUCGAUGAGCCACGCGUUCUGGCCUCGUUGCGCCGUAGAGGGAACCAUUACGACCAAGGAGAAGACCUAUGAUCUCGGUGGCCGAGGCAUGUUCAUUCAUGCCCUUCAGGGCAUGAAGCCUCAUCAUGCUGCCGCGCGCUGGAACUUUGUUAACUUCCAGACCCCCACCUACACGGCUGUCAUGAUGGAAUACACCACCCCACCAUCCUACGGGUCGACCGUGGUGAACGUCGGUGGUAUCGUCAAAGAUGGAGAGAUUGUUUAUGCCGGUAGCACCAAUACUGCCACCCACACAGAGUCCGCUCAAGAUCCCGAGAGUGACUGGCCUGAGCCCAAGUCCAUCAAGUGGGCGUGGGAAGGUAAAACACAGGAUGGCAAAGACGUCCAGGCUGAAUUACAUGGUCCCCUUGGUAACAGACUGGAUCGUAUUGACGUUAUGGCCGAAGUUCCUGGCUUCAUCAAGACCAUCGCCGGUAGUGUUGCCGGGACCCGUCCAUAUAUCUUCCAGUUUGCGCCUCAAGAGAAGCUUUCCCUGAAGGUAAAGAUUGGGGAUGAAGAAAUUUCAGAGGAAGGAUCCAUGUUCUCUGAGGCGACUUUCAUCUCCUGA
Aspergillus terreus NIH2624 is the source of this 1203-nucleotide messenger RNA. Its product is annotated as survival factor 1 family protein. The record is from RefSeq and is a predicted model, not a curated record. The coding region runs from base 1 to 1203 and encodes 400 amino acids. Gene Ontology annotation, biological process: response to oxidative stress. Lineage: Eukaryota; Fungi; Ascomycota; Eurotiomycetes; Eurotiales; Aspergillaceae. Gene Ontology annotation, cellular component: cytoplasm. The transcript is spliced from 5 exons.